AUGUCGGGGAAGUACGAAGUCCAGCCCCGAAAAUUGGGAACAAAGAGCAAACCGAAGCUGCCGUCGCCAGCCCCAGUGACCCAGUGGCCAGCCGACCUCCAAGUGUUCGUGGAAAAGAACCUUCAGCGGUCACAAAUGCUCCCCGCCCCAACCCAAAAGAUAGUCAACGAACAAAUGCAGGCCUUACUCCAAAUGGCAGCCAACACCAACCAGGUGUAUCUGACCAACUGGAAGAAGCAGAAGGUGCCAGUGCUUGACGGCGGCAGACUUGAGUUAGUGCCGAAAUCGGCGCCAGGAGCCGCUAAGCGGCCAGUAACUUCUGACUCCGACGACACCGACGACUUUGAGUCUGCCGACCGCAAGCGGGCCCGCCAAGAACGAUUUAAAAACGCUAAGCCGAAGGCGCCGGUGGUGUACGCCACCGACGGCCCGGUGAAAGGAUAUUCCCAAGCCCUUGAAAAGAACUAUCUUCGACUUACUCUGGCCCCUGACCCGGCUAACGUGCGACCGCAAGCGGUACUUGAGAAAUCACUUAAAUUUGUGAUGGACAAGUACCGGGAGACUAAUAACUAUUCGUACGUGAUCGGCCAGUUCAAAUCCAUCCGCCAGGAUUUGACGGUGCAACACAUCAAGAACAUGUUUACCAUUAGGGCCUACGAGGAAAAUGCGCGUAUAUCAUUAGACAAUGGUGAUUUGGGGGAGUUCAAUCAGUGUCAGACCCAAUUAAAAGUGUUGUACCAUCAACAACGGCGUCGUUCGGGCAAGAAGGAGUUUAUCGGCUCCGAGCCAGAAUUCAUCCUCUACCGCAUCAUCUACAUGUUGAUCACGCACAACCAGACGGAAAUGGCUAAGAUCUACACGGAGGUCAUCACCACCACUCGCCAGUACGAGGCCACCGAUGACCAGCGUAGGGUGUUUGAUCUUAGCCAGACGUUGUUUGACUGCCAACAGCACAUUUUGACCAAGAACUUCACCGAGUUAUUCACCCAAUUCCGCAAGUUACGCACCGCGUCCGAUCUGUGUAAAGUACCACUUGUGGGGAAGACAGUGUGGUCUUUACUUGCUCCCAAGCUACAAAUGAGAUCAUUAGCAAUGGUUUCCACUGCCUAUCGCAAGCUCAGCCUCGAGGUUAUCGAACACAUGUUUGCCAUAACUAAACAAUUCUACGAGGAUGCCGGCCUAUCUAAAUACAUCACCGAGACUGAUUUUGACUGUGUGGCCGCUCGACAACAGCUACACCAGAUUGUCAAUAGCCCCAAGUUCUCCCGGGUGGAUAUCAAAGGGCAAAAGUGA
Molecule: messenger RNA, 1293 nt
Organism: Diutina rugosa
Lineage: Eukaryota; Fungi; Ascomycota; Pichiomycetes; Serinales; Debaryomycetaceae
Exons: 1
Coding region: 1-1293 (430 amino acids)
Cellular component (GO): nucleus
Source: RefSeq, a predicted model, not a curated record